CGUCAGGUCCUGGAACACCGCGCAAAAUAAUUUAAGGGGGAGAGUCAUCGAAAAUAUCUUGACGAACAGAUAAAUUUCAAGCUUCACUUAACGAUAUUUCAAGGAUAAUCAGCGCGCACGCUGUCAUUUAUUUCGCAAGAUCGACAAGAAGGAAAAUCUACAUCUGCAGAGAAAUGAAGUGCAACACUUGUCUCUUAAUGACCCUAACUAUCACAAUCUUGGUCAUUCUCUCCCCGGAGAUAUACGGCAUGCCACCCGCCCAAUGCAGUCCCGGUCUGUUGGACGAGGUACCGCCGAGGAUUCGUAAAGUUUGUGUCGCCUUAUCCACCAUUUAUGAGCUCGGCUCAGCCAUGGAAAACUACAUUGACGAUAAAGUUCCUGUUAUCCACGAGAACAUACCGCUACCAGACAGUGGAGUGAAGCGUCAGGACGUGGACCACGUAUUUCUCCGUUUCGGCAGACGACGCUAAGUUAACAGGGAUCGCGUAGCUUUAACCGAGAUGUCAAGAUGAAAUUUAAAAAAAAAGUACUACAUGGAGAAGAAUUUGAGAUAUUUCAAGAAAUAAGAUUCUUUCAGCUUUUUAUUUUUUUAUUUAGAUUAUUUGUAGAUAGAAUAUUCAUGUAUUACUUGUCAAUUUUGAUGCCUCGGUUACACGUGAAACCAGAGGAAAUGAAGUCUAAAAAGAAACAAUGUAAUAAACAAUUUUCAUUCCAACUCCAUGACUGCUAGAAUUAAUUUUUAAAUUUCUCAUUUAUUGAUUUUCAUGAAUUUUUAUCGUUGAUGCUUAAAAUUCUUUUACGAAAGUUAUAGUAAUAAUUGAAAAAUUGACAAAUUAAAUUAUUUAACGAGACGCUACAGAUGUUACCUAAAUUAAGUAAUAAAUAUACUGAAAGCUACUUGACGUUGAUAACACUGAAAAUCCAAUCCACUGUUCAUUGCUAAAAAUUCAACUAAAAUAACAAUAAUAAUAAUAAUAAGGCAAAAAAAAAAAAAACCAUCACUUACUGGUGUUAAAUAACUAAAUGCAUUUAUCCAGUGGCCGUGAAGAAAAUAACGCCGAUUCUGUUCGUCAGUCGAGUCAUGGCUGUAUUUAAUUACCUCGUCAUUGAGAAUAAUCGAAUGCAAAAAUCCGCGCACGAAAAAAUUUCAUACAAGAACCUAGCUGGAAUAAUUCUGCUUCUUGCCUGCGCGAUUUUUAAAUAGAAAAUAUCAAAUAAAAACUAUUUUAUAGAAAAAAAUAUCUGUAGAAUUCCAUUUGUUUUU
Messenger RNA from Diachasma alloeum, 1264 nucleotides. RefSeq names its product myosuppressin (gene Ms). Bases 174 to 470 code for a protein of 98 amino acids. NCBI's taxonomy places the organism in Eukaryota, Metazoa, Arthropoda, Insecta, Hymenoptera, Braconidae. The transcript has 3 exons. The record is from RefSeq and is a predicted model, not a curated record.